Plenodomus lingam JN3 is the source of this 1584-nucleotide messenger RNA. RefSeq lists its product as uncharacterized. The record is from RefSeq and is a predicted model, not a curated record. NCBI's taxonomy places the organism in Eukaryota, Fungi, Ascomycota, Dothideomycetes, Pleosporales, Leptosphaeriaceae.
AUGGUGUCCAUACUGCGAAGCACGACGACUCUCCUGUUUUUUACUUUGGGAUUCACCCAGUCUGUGAUUGGAGUACAAUGUGAAUCGUCCGCUUUCCACAACAUCGCUCUCUUUGGUGGCGAGAUUCUGGAGGUCAAGACAGUAACACACUCGGACUUGACACUCGACAUCCCCAUCAAUCAAAACCACUAUUCAAAGAAGGUGACUGGCCUUAACGCCUGCGAGGUACUCAUCAAACAUACGCAUCCCGGCUACAAUGAUGUGAUCAACACUGUUGUCUGGUUACCCCCGGCAAAAGAUUGGACGGGCAGGUUCCUCGGCGCAGGAGGCGGUGGUUUCAGAACGGGAGUCGAAUCGAACCUCACACUUCCCUGGGCUGCAAGCGAAGGCUUCGCGGCUGUUUCGACUGAUGGUGGCCAUACUCUCGAGGAUUCUGAAAAAAUUGAGAAAUGGGGCAUGUCAAGUCCAGGCAAUGUGAAUUGGAUACUUCUGCAAGACUUCGCCUCGACUGCGCUAGACGAUGCCGCGACACUUGGAAAAGCGGUGGCGAAAGCAUACUAUGGUAAAGCCCCCGAGUACAGCUACUGGAAUGGAUGUUCCACCGGUGGACGCCAGGGAUACCAGAUGGCCCAAAAGUAUCCAGAGCAAUAUGAUGGAAUCCUCGCGGCAGCGCCCGCGAUCUACUGGAACGAGCUGAUGAUGCAGCUCUUCUGGCCACAGGUGGUCAUGAAUGAUUUAGGUGAAUACCCGACCUUUUGCGAGCUCGAAGCUAUUAACAACGCGGCUGUCGAGGCUUGCGACGAGCUCGAUGGUCUCAAAGAUGGCAUCAUUGGACUACCCAAGGAGUGCAAGUUCGAUCCGAAGGUCAUGGUAAGCAAGCAAUACCGCUGUGCAUCCACAAACCAAACAACAACCAUCACGAAAGCCGCAGCUGCCGUAGCCGAAAAGACUUGGCAAGGGCCCACGAACCAAGGAGGAGACUUCCUUUGGCAUGGCACGAACCCUGGUGCUUCCUUUGCCAUGACAGGUGCGACGACCUGCACAAAUGGCAUUUGCAAAGGAGCACCGUUCCUCGUGGCUGAACUAUGGAUCAAAUACUUCAUCAAGACGGACCCAGACUACCAAACCUCGAGCGUCAACAUUACAACUUUCCAGACUCUCUUCGAGCAAUCGAUUCAGAGAUUCAAUUCCAUUCUCGGCACUUCGGACACCAACCUCAGGCAGUUUCGCGAAGCGGGUGGGAAAUUGCUGUCCUGGCACGGCUUAGCGGAUACAUGUCUUGCGCCGGAUGCAACAGCAGAGUACGCUCGUCGAGUGCAAGAGCGCGAUCCCAAGGCCAGCGAUUACUACCGUUACUUUGAGGCACCUGGUGUGGAUCACUGUCUUGGGGGGACUGGAUGGUAUCCGGGUAAUGCAUUAAAGAGCCUCAUCGAUUGGGUGGAGAAGGGGAUCGCGCCUGAGACUCUCGAGGCUCAGACUCAGGGUCAAGGGAAGGUCAGAAAAGCGAAUCUGUGUCUGUGGCCGAAGCACUUGGUCUAUGUUGGAGGCGAUGCUGCGGAAGCUACCUCAUUUUCAUGUAGAUGA